AUGUGCCCACUUUCUACCAAGCCAAGAAAAAGACUCUUCCAAGAAAGUACUCAUGGAAAAACAUCUAAAAAACAGAGAAGAGAAACAGCUUUGGUUGCGGCCACUCUGAUUCAUUCCAGUCCUCAUGUGACUAUCUAUGAGGCCCCAGGUGGUGAAAGUAGUCACCCAAAUCAAGAUCAACAUGUAGAUGUUGGUGAGAGAUUGCACAGGGGCAAAUCUUCUAGAAAGCGGUCUCGUACCCUUGCGGACAUUGCUAGCUUCGCUGGAUCAAAUGAGAGUGAAGGGCAUAAAAGCAAAAGACCAAGAAUGGAGGAUUUGGUGUUUGGGUUGAAAAGGAAACAUCAGUGA
This is a messenger RNA of Oldenlandia corymbosa var. corymbosa, 348 nucleotides long. NCBI's taxonomy places the organism in Eukaryota, Viridiplantae, Streptophyta, Magnoliopsida, Gentianales, Rubiaceae. The record is from the annotation of a GenBank genome assembly.